UCUCUCUCUCGCUCUCUCUCGGCCUGGCGUUCGAUCUCUCCCUUAGCAGUUCCGCCCGAUGAAGGACGCCGCCGCCGUCGGACCGAGGCUUUCCAAGAAGAACUCCGACGAUGAGGAGAGGAGAAAGAAGAAGAAGAAGAUGAAAUCCAACAAGCGCCGUCGCCUCCGCCACUCCUCCUGCUCGUCUUCCGAUGCCGACGACGGCAGCCCUCGCUCCCGAAGGAAACGAGCGAAGAGGCUUGAGAAGAGGAAAAGGGAGCCCAAGAACGACGACAGGAAGAAGAAGAAGAAGAAGAAGAGUAAGAAGAAGGAGAAGGAAAAGGAGAGGUCCCGCAAGUCGCGCAACCGCAGCGUCAGCGCGUCGAGCGGCUCGUCGAGCCGGAGUUGCUCCACCUGCCGCGGCCGGAGCAGCUCCUCCGGCAGUAGCGUCUCGAGGAGCCCGCCUCCGAGAGCGAAGCCGAGGGCGAGAAGUCGGUCUAGAGGGAGAGGGAGGGAUGGGGAUGCGGAGAGGGGGAGAGGUCGGCGGAGGAGGACGACAAGCUUCGAUCGGCGUGGGAAUAGGUAUCGGUCUCGGAGUUGCUCUACUUGUGGAGGGAGUCGGAGUAGCGGCCGGACCGGUGGAAGCGCUUGCCGAAGCCGAAGUUGUAGCGAGGAGAAGUAUCGGGAGAUUGAACAGCCGAGGCGGCUCAGAUCGAUACUGGCUAUGGCAGAGGACAGAGAGGUGGUCGAAGGAGGAUUUCAUGGAAAGGAUGAGCAGGGAGACAGAAUUAUCCAAAGUUACGAUGAUUUUGAUAGGUAUGAUGGGGGCAGGAAGUCGGACACACAUCAAGAUUCUCCUCAGAGGAAUGCAAAGAAUGAUGAAGCUUUAGCAAAGAAUGGGAAUGCAAAGGACAGUGAAAUGGUGCUGAGUAUAAGUGGUGAGCAAACAAUUGAGAAUGCUGAUGGUGGUGGUGAUGAUUUUACUAGGAAGAAGAAAGACAACUCUGGGGGUCCGGAGGCUGUCGAGUUAGAAUCACAAUUAAGACAAAGGGCAUUGGAUAAUUUUGCAAAGUUCCGACGAAGCCUUUCUGCAAACACGAGGUCUACUGGUUGUCAGGAAGAUGACUCCAGCCAACCUCAAUGUGGCAAGGACCCCAUUAAAGUUGCUGAGGCACAAGAUGCCUUCAAAUCUUCAGAUGGAAAGUUCGCUGUUUCCCAUGAAUGCCAAGGUGGUGUUCAAGGUGAAGUCCGGCGAGCUGAACCCAGAGUUAGAUCUGUUGUGAAUAUUCCCGCUGAGAAAGAUACUUCAAGCCAUGUGAUUAGACGUCAAAGUUCCAGUGGAAGCUCUAGAAAAGAAAAUGAACAAGACCCAGAUAACUCCAACAAAAGCCAAAGUGAUCCAACCCAAUUAAACUGGAUAGAAGAGCCAUCUAACAAAAUGUCUUUGCAACAUUCCUCACUAAUAAAAGACAAGCAAGAGAAGAGUGCAGCUGCUGAACCUGAAAGUAGCACUGUAUGUGAUGCUGCAGUAAAUCAGUCUGUUGGACAACCAACUUCAGCAUUACCUGCCGAUCAAAGAAUUGAAAGUGAAAAUGAAAACAAGGAUGAAGAUAAAGGGUCUCAGUUUCAACAAAAGACAUUCUCUAGGAUGCAUGAUGGAGAACUAGUGCAGGUAAGUUACAAGGUUUACAUACCAAAGAAAAGUCCUGCCUUGGCAAGAAGGCAACCACAACGGUGAAAAGUGUAUACAAUUACCUUGGUUCUUCUAAACAAUUGUGCUUCUUCAGGAAGAUUGAAGCAUCGGAUCAUUAGACGGAGCGCAGGUGGAGAGUAGAUAAUAGAUAUCAAUCAAAUUGGAUGUAAUUGGUUAUAUGAUUAUCCAACAAUUGUUCAUCUCUGAUCCUAUCCAAUAUGCAUCUCUGGGUGAUCUUUCUGAGCCCACAAAGCAGAUGUAUGGAAUUCAAUUACUACGAUAUAACUCUGGACUGUGUCUAAGCUUCAUAAAACUAUUUGACACAAGGUGAGUCAUGUCUGAUGACGUAUUUAGAAUUUUCAUUGUCAUACUGUUGUAGCAA
Messenger RNA from Musa acuminata subsp. malaccensis (wild Malaysian banana), 2054 nucleotides. Its product is annotated as DEAD-box ATP-dependent RNA helicase 42. Lineage: Eukaryota; Viridiplantae; Streptophyta; Magnoliopsida; Zingiberales; Musaceae. The record is from RefSeq and is a predicted model, not a curated record.